AAUCGCAAUUUUGGCACCUUUGUUUCCACUGUCGGCUCCACGAAGGAGGUGUAGCUGCGGCACACGCCGGUUUGGCACAAAUCCUACAUUUCACUGUGAAGCUAGCAGUAAAAUCUGAGGUGUCAAUGUGAUAUGCGACCGUUUUUUUGUAGCGUUUAAUCUCGCGCCUGAUCAAAGCGACGGCGGUGUGCGAUCAGCUGACGGUGAUUUAACAGUAUGAACGAAUUUUAGAGUCAGUUCCAUUCUGCAAUCAAGAGUGUUGGGGGUCUUGUGUCACAGGGCAGUUGGUGCGAAAUGGAGAUCCUUCAUUCAUCACUUCUUGUCCGGCUUUGAAUCGGCUCAUUCACGACUCUGAGUGAAGUGGCGCGGCGAGAGGGAGGAGUUAACCAGCGGUGGACACAGCCUUGUAGCAGACAUGACAGGAAUCCUGAAGAGGAAGUUUGAGGAGGUGGAGGGAGCAUCGCCCUGUUCGUCGCUGAGGGAGUCUGAGGAAGAGGAGAUAUCGAGCACUGAGAGUGGAGACAGUAGUGACAGCGUCAACCCGUCGGCCUCACACUUCAGCCAUUCAUCAUCAGCAGCAUCCUCAUCAUCAAACACACUGCAGCGCACUGCAUCCUCCAUUCUGAAGCGCGAAAAGCGGAUGAGGACGCGUCGUGUACACUUUGAAAAGGUGACGGUGUAUUACUUCAGCCGUAGACAGGGCUUCACUAGCGUGCCCAGUCAGGGUGGCAGUACUCUUGGCAUGUCCAACAGACACAGCUGCAUCAGGCAGUACACACUGGGCGAGUUUGCCAUGGAGCAGGAGAGGAUCCACAGAGACAUGCUUCGAGACCACCUUAAAGAGGAGAAACUCAACUCUAUACGACUCCAGUUGACGAAGAAUGGUUCUGUAGAGUCAGAGGAGGCGAACACGCUCACAGUGGAUGACAUCUCUGAUGAUGACCUGGACAUUGACAACACUGAGGUGGACGAAUACUUCUUCCUGCAGCCUUUGACCACGAAGAAGCGUCGUGCUCUUCUGCGCUCAUCUGGUGUUAAGAAGAUGGAUGUGGAGGAGAAACAUGAGCUGCGGGCCAUCAGGGUGUCCAGAGAGGACUGCGGCUGCGACUGCCGACUCUUCUGUGAUCCCGAGACCUGCACAUGCAGUCUCGCCGGCAUCAAGUGUCAGGUAGACCGAAUGUCAUUCCCAUGCGGUUGCACAAAAGAGGGCUGCAGCAACGCAGCUGGUCGGAUUGAGUUUAACCCCAUCCGCGUCCGGACGCAUUUUCUGCACACCAUCAUGAAGCUUGAACUCGAAAAGAGCAGAGAACAGCAGCAGAGCUCUGGCACUGCUGCCACUGGCAACGGUUUCCACACCGACCCAAAUGGUCACUGCAGCCCGCUGGCAAUGGGCCAGCAUGCACUGGAAUACGCGAUCCCCGAUUCCAUUCCACCCAGCACCAUCAUGUGCCUACAGGCUGGUGACGACAUGGAUGAGGCCUUAGAAGAGGAAGAGGAGGAGGAAGAGGAAGACGAGGAUGAGGAAGAGGAUGACGAAGAUGAGGAAGACGAGGAUGAGAGCAGCAGUCUAUGUAGUCUCUCCGACUCCAGCACACAGAGUUUGGCAAACAGUGACUCGGAGGAGGAGGAGGAUGAUGAUGAUGAAGAUGAAGUCAAGACGGAGGAAUUUGAUGCUGGACUGCGGACUACAGCAACGUCUUGCAGUGAAGUUGCUACGCCUUCUGUGAUGUGUUACCCAGAGAAUACGGUCACAUCAGAUAACCAAACUAAUGGCAAUUCCUACUACAUCAGCUCCAACGCGGAGUACUAUCAGUUGGAAAACGCUGCGCCACUUUUAACCACCACCAACCACGCUAGUGAUGCCUACGUAGGGGACUCAGUUUCCUAUCAAGACAGGAUUAAUGACUCAAGUAGGGUCAUGUCUCAGGGUCCCUUUAAUGUGACCACUGACCAGUACAUGGAUUACUCCCAACAGCCUGAACAGCCAUACACCAAUCAGCACUUCACCCUCACCAAUGGAUCGACGGCCAUGAUUGGCUGUUGUGCUCCAGACAUGGAUAAAAGUGUCCAAUCCAAAGGGUCCUUCCUCAGCCAAUCGGGAGAGCUGAGCCCGAUGAAAUUCCCAAACUAUCUGAGCAACAACAAUACACAGGAUGGCUACAUCACCAAUGGGAACUGCUACGUUGCUGAACAGCCAAAGGAGAUGCCUCACAAUCUUCCUGACAUUUCGCUAACGGACAAUGUGAAAGGACCGACUUUACAGGAUGCUUUCGCAGAGCCUACCCCAGUUUAAGUUUGAGACGUUUGAUUCAAAGUGUGGUGAGAUUAUAAAAGUAGCCUUUAAUUCUGCACACCGUUGUUUCAGUUUGAAAAAUGUAUUCUAACUUUGGCGAGGCGGAUCCAUAAAUAUGUAUUUUUACUGGAAUUUUGAAAGAACAAAACAGUUUAAGCUGCAAAUUCCAAAUGUACAGCAGAAAUGAUCAGCUUUAUGGCCGAAAUAUACUCUAUGCAAAUAUGCGAACGCAGACAUUUCUAUUGUGUUCCGAAAUGCAUUGGAACAGAAUUCAUAACGCAAUGCACAUGCAUUGUAUUCUUAGCACUGCCACAAGGGGCGCUACACUGUAGCUGGCAUUUGCAUAAACUCUCUUAUACUACAGUCAAGUUUCUAUUUCAUGUCAACUACUAUCAACAACGGUUUGAAGAGAAUCUUGCUAAACAAGUUAGUUAAACUGAUGCCUCGUUUAUAGCUAGCUAGCUAGCUAAUAAUAACACAGCUAGUUUAAAGGCACAGAAAUUUUAAGACAACUCUUUGUUACUGUCAAAGUAACAAAAAACCGGGACCGUGCACUUGCAAUGCUGGCAAAGCGUUUAUGUAUUUGAGUAAAGUAUAUUUCUGGCCUUAUGCUAACGCAGAGUUCUUGUAAUUUCAAAAGUUCUAGUUUUGAGAAGAAAUGUGGAUAGAACUUUUCUAUGUAUCCGUGUCAGUGUUGCAAAAAAGAAAACAGAAAAAAUAGAUCGUUGCUGUUUGUGUUCUGAAGUAAGUGUAUAUCUAAAUGUUUGAUAAAAGCAUGUUUUUUUCUUUGUUUUUUGCAUUCAUUGCUGGUUUAUGGUUUUGUAAGAGUUCGAUGUACUGUAAAAGAGAAAAUACUGUGUUUCGUACACGUAUAUCAUGCUUUUCAAGAGUUAGUAAAAGCAUGAAAAUGGCUCUUAAAAGAUGUGCUGAUCAUUUGCCUUUCGUUUACAAAACCAAAAUCAUAAUUUUUAUGUUGUGAACACGAUACAUUUUGUGAACGUAACUGCACUUUUCCAUUGGCUGAUGUUACACAACCAUAACCAAUAAUUUCCUGAGCACUGAGGGGGGCGGGGCUAUCUGGUACCGUGUCAUGACAGUGGCUAUGUUCAGAAUAGCAUGCUACCAUACUGCAAUUGGUAUUGCUUCAGUUUACUUACAUUUGUUAAAAUGUGCAGUAUACAGUUCAACCUUUAUUAUUUAAUCAUUUUCAUAGGAUGAUAACUGGACCCGACUCUAAUGCAAUGUGACCUCCAUACUACAGUUUGAACUGUGAAAUAAUAACUACAGAAUAUUAUAUAAUAGCAUGCAGAACAAAUUUAUAAAGAGUUGUAAGGAAAGGAAUACUAGCCUAGUACUUACUGAAUAUGGCACAUAUUGGCAAAAAUGUGUAGAAUUAAUAAAAAUAGUAUGGUAAAACGAUAUUCCGAACAUAGCCUUUGAUCUUAUGUUUUUAUAACAUAUUUCCACGUUUUUAAUGGAGACAUUAAGUGUUUUUCCAUGACGUUAUUAUUAUCAGAAAACUAUAGUACAGUAUAUCACUAUCUGAAUUUGCUUUAAAAAGGCAGAGAGUAGAUAGAAAAUUAGUUAGAUGACAGAUAUCACUUUUUAGACCAGAUUAAGAUGAAAAUGGUCAACUCAGAACUCUCUGUCUUGUAAAAUGCUGAAAUACCGAAGUCUUGCAUUAUCUUUGGGAUUAUACAGGGAUUUGUGAUGAAAUGCACUUUGACGCAUUCCAUUUCAAUCAGGUGAAGAUGAUUUUUAAAAGUGUGACAAAGAAUGAAACUCUAGAUGACAAAAUAUCUAAGAGUUGUAAAGGGUCGUAAGUAAAAAUGUAUUGCACAAAUAAUAGUGUUGAAUGGAUGGAGGCCAGAAAGAUGAACGGAUUUUUUCCACAAGUUACAGCGCAAAAUAUUUUAUGGCAUGACAUUUGUUUUCCCAGCUAAUAUGUGGAAAUAUUCUUUCUGUAAUUGUGCUGAAGAUUUGGGAAAAUACUAAUAAUUCUUGUCAUAGUGAUUUAAUUUACAAAUGAACUAUGGCUGAGCAAAUCAUUCUGAAUAGUAAUUUGUUAAGUGCAAUAGUUUACACAGUGGCUAAUAUUCAUUUCACAUAUUUGUUUGAACCCAGUUAAAGGGACACCCAAAAAUGACAAUUCUGUCAUCAUUUACACACCCUUAUGUUGUUCUGUACACAAAGCUCUUGUGUGGCUUCAGAAAACCUGCAACAUAGUGCACAGGUUAUCUUCAGAAAUUCUACUUUUGUGGUUUGGAAUAAUAUGAGGGUGAGUAAAGAAUGACAGAAUUUUCCGUUUUGUGUGAACAAUCUCUAAUAUUUAACGCACAAACAUUAUGAUGUAUCUGUCAGUUUGUUUAUCCUCUUAAAGGAAAGAGAGUCAUUUUCUAAUGGAGAAUGUCUCUCAAUAAGCUUGAGACAGGACAAUCAAAUGCCUUUUGUGUCAUCAACAUAGUACCGUGACCUUGUGGGGUGGGACUGAAAUGAUCAAAUCUUUAAAGGUGAAGUGUGUCACUUUAAGAUGUUCUCUUCUACCCCAGCUUAAUGCGGCUGAUUUCCCCAACAAUUUUAAGAUUGAAUCUGGUGGACUAUAAAACUGCCAAAAAUAAAAAAUCCCACGGACUUACAUUGAAGGGGGGACCAGAGCCACAUCUAGGGACCAGAACACCUUAGCAACACCCUAGCAACCACCAACAACACCCUCGCCUCGUAUAAGGGUGGCGAGUUUUGCACGGGCAUGUUUGAUGCCACAGUGGUGCAGCAAUAACACACUUCACCUUUAAAGAUUAAACGUGUUCUUAAAUUAAGGGAGAAGAUCAUGUGUUUUCAAAUGAUUGAAAAUACUGAUUCUAGAAGGAUACAAUUUGGUGGGCAGCAGCAUUGAAACACUGCCUUAGCUUAAGUAAGCUAUGUUUUACUUAAAAACGUGAACGCCUUCAUUUUGUUGCCAUUGUGUCUGAUUAUAAGAGGUCAAAUUAACAGUUUGUUUUGCCUUUUAGGAUUUAUUUUCUGUAUUUUGAUUCAGAUUUGUUUCAAUUCACCUCUUAUAUACACCAUGCUGGUACAAGAAACCUCAUUCUUUGAUGAAUUAUGGGAUAUAAAAUACAAGUGUAUAGAUCUAUCUAUAGUGGUGCCGGAUUCGUCAUGUCAUGUUACCAGUUAGAUUCUCCUCAUUCUGUUUUCAGUAUUUGUAAUAAAUGAUCUAUUAUAAUGUGUAUUUAUUGUGCGUUCCUUAAAAGGUAUGUAUUGAAUAAAAAGUUUCUUUGUUAAA
Myxocyprinus asiaticus (Chinese sucker) is the source of this 5573-nucleotide messenger RNA. Its product is annotated as cysteine/serine-rich nuclear protein 3-like. The transcript has 7 exons. Lineage: Eukaryota; Metazoa; Chordata; Actinopteri; Cypriniformes; Catostomidae. Gene Ontology annotation, cellular component: nucleus. Gene Ontology annotation, biological process: regulation of transcription by RNA polymerase II. The record is from RefSeq and is a predicted model, not a curated record. Bases 416 to 2293 code for a protein of 625 amino acids. Gene Ontology annotation, molecular function: sequence-specific DNA binding; DNA-binding transcription factor activity, RNA polymerase II-specific.